Molecule: messenger RNA, 5216 nt
Organism: Erpetoichthys calabaricus (reedfish)
Lineage: Eukaryota; Metazoa; Chordata; Cladistia; Polypteriformes; Polypteridae
Gene: ykt6
Product: YKT6 v-SNARE homolog (S. cerevisiae)
Exons: 8
Coding region: 287-883 (198 amino acids)
Biological process (GO): endoplasmic reticulum to Golgi vesicle-mediated transport
Cellular component (GO): Golgi apparatus
Molecular function (GO): SNAP receptor activity
Source: RefSeq, a predicted model, not a curated record
ACUGCAACACAGCGUUGAGCGGCUGUGACGUGGGACUGCUGAUGACUGGUCUUAGUUGUACUGACUAGCUUUCUGUUCUGUUUGUAAACGACGUAUUGCGUUUAUUUUUUGUUUUUUUCGGUAAUGCUGGUGAUACUUCUUACUGCACAAUUAAGUGCCAGAUAACCACUUUCUUGGUUUCUAGAAGAACCCAGAUUUUUGUCCCAGAAAGACCGGUAAGGCAGAGCAAAGGAGAAGAACCGCUAAAUUAGCAGGAAGGAUUAGAGCAAGUCUGAGGUGGUAUAAAAUGAAGCUGUACAGCCUCAGUGUUCACUACAAAGGAGCUUCUAAAGUCAACCUCCUCAAAGCUGCAUAUGAUCUUUCUUCAUUUAGCUUCUUUCAGCGGUCCAGUGUGCAGGAGUUCAUGACUUUCACCAGUAGCCUUAUUGUGGAGCGCUCCCAAAAAGGAAGUAGAGCUUCAGUGAAAGAACAAGAGUAUCUGUGUCAUGUUUAUGUACGCAAUGACUCUUUGAGUGGCGUUGUAAUAGCUGACAGUGAGUAUCCAUCCAGGGUCUGCUUCACACUACUUGAUAAGGUAUUAGAUGAAUUCUCCAAGCAAGUUGACAGCAUAGACUGGCCAUCUGGCUCUUCAGAAACCAUUAAAUAUACAGCUUUAGACAGCUACCUUGCUAAAUAUCAGAAUCCUCGAGAGGCUGAUGCAAUGACUAAAGUGCAGGCUGAGCUGGAUGAAACUAAAAUCAUUCUGCACAACACAAUGGAGUCCUUAUUAGAACGAGGAGAGAAGCUUGAUGACUUAGUAUCAAAAUCGGAACAUUUAGGAACACAAUCAAAAGCCUUUUACAAAACUGCUCGGAAGCAGAACUCUUGCUGUGAGAUUAUGUGAGAUUCUUCAAUAAACCGCUAACCUGAUCACUAACUACAAAGCCUUCAUUAACAUUUGUAAACCAGCUUCAAGAUUUCAGGACACCAGAGGAAUCUCUAAAUAAGCCUUGUCUGUCUGUCAUGGAAGAAAAACCAUCAGGGAAGGGUGGGAUAAGAGAAUUCACAUUUUUAUUUUUAUUUGACAAGAUUUUCAACUGCUUUAAAGGAAAGGGUCAGAGAUAAUAGAAAUUGAAGAAUACUUUCUUUAUUAUGCAUUUUAGGACAAAAACUGGAGUUGUAAAUGGGCUGAUUUGUCAGAAUGUCUUUAAUUACUAAGAAUUUCCUCAUGGUGCUGUAUAUGGAGUAUUUUCCAUUGAAACAAUCUGCUUGUCUCCAAAAUCUGUCAAGAUAGCUUGGCUGUUUGUGAAAUAGCCAAACACUUCAGAUAUCUCAUUUUUGAAAAUCACAAACAUACCAAUAGGCAUUUAACAUGAAGCAUUACUUAUUUAAAUUUCUCUGAUUUUUAAAUGGCGUUUUUGCAUAUGUGUCUCUCUUAACUUAUGGCUCAUAUUAUAUUAAACUCUCCUGCCUUUGUAUCAAAGCUGUUCUACUCUACAAAUGAGAACUGUGCAGACUCUCACUUGUUUAGUUUUGUAAACCUUGAAUUGAUGUUUUCAGAUGCGCCCCCUUUAAAAUGAAGUUACAUAUUAUUAUAUAUUAAUCCCCCCUCUCAUGAGACUGUUACCAACAAUAGCAGAGUAUGUAAAGGUGCAAAUGUUAUAUAGUUAUAAGUGAUCCAAUGCUGACGGGUAAUGCUUAAGUUGUCAGCCUAUAUUGCAGUUAUUAUGAGCAAUGUACCACUUAAUGAUUUUUUUAUUUCAAACUAUAUGUGUAAAAAAAGGAAACUUAUUUUUUAAUCUUUCAUUUGCAAAUUUAUUCCCUAUCAUCUAGACAAAAUAACAAAGUGUUACCAUAAAUAUCAGCCUUAUUUUAUGUGCACUUUGGUCAGUUAACUGUACAUUUUAUUUGGUCUUCAUGUAAAUAACAGACCAUUCUUUUAUGCCUAAGUAUUAAAUGUAAACCUAAGCAUUAUAACAGAGCUGAAUGAGGAUUUUUGUUUUCUUUUUGACAUGUGCAGUUGCUUUCUGAUGGUUGAUAAUCACAACGUGGUUUUGUGCUGUGUAGAGCUAACUCAUGUUCUUGCCAUGUUUUUUACAGCUUCAAGAAUUCAGAAUCGCGUUUCUUGGCAAUAAGCCUUUUUUUUUUUUUUUUAGUGUUGUGCCUUUGCAGUUGAUAAAGCAGAUUUACAGUAGACUACAGUUUUCUGCUCCAUUAUAUUUGGAAAAAUACUCAAUGUCUACAGUAAAAUAAAUUUUGUGCCUUCAUAAAAUGGCAAGGUGCAUGUAUAUGUCAAAAUUCUCAACAAGUAAAAAAAAAAAUGCAAAAUGUUACUGCAUUUGUCACAUUUAAUAGUAAACAAAAAGUGUGAUCAGUCAAUGAAAACUGCCUCACUUUCACUGUCAUUGUCCUGUGAUUGAGGCAUUUUGUAUGAAUAGAGAGAUUCUUGUUCUUGCAUUCUCUUUAGUGUAGGAGAAUAUUGUGGAAGGUUCAGCAUUUUAGACUGUAUAUGCAAGAGUAUAUGAAUGAAUUGGGAGACAAACAAAUAUUUUAUAUGCACAUAAUUGAAUAUAAACUAAAAUGUAUUGUUUUGAAUGUUAUUUCUUGUUGGCACAAACUGGUUAGAAGCAAGAUUUGUUUCUACCAGGUAUUUUAUAUUGACCAAAAUGCCAUCCUACUGGUUUCCAUGGGUAUUUGAAAUCUUUAUAUUUAACAGCUGCAAUUCACCUGUAGGAUACUAGAUGUCACUGCUUACUAAGAAUCUUAGAUUGCUGGUAAUGCAGGAAAACCAAACCGUAAACUUUGAACUUCAUGUGGAAGAAAAAAAUGUAAACUAUUUAAGCAAGUGAUUUAUUUUAAGAUCUUAUUAAUUUGUUAUUAAAGAAUAAGCAAUUUUAAUCAUUUUUUCAGAAAAAGCCCCUUGUUAAAUUUAUAUGUGAGAAUAAGCAAGUUUUGUCAGACCAUGUCUCAUUUUCUGCAUUAAAACAGUUUCCUAACAUGAAAACAAUCUCUCAUUUGACAACAUAGUAUUGUUUAAGAAGGUAGUGUUUUUGUCAAGUUAUAACAUAAUAUUGCAGAAAAUAUUAGGUAUUAUUUUUCAAUGCCCUCCUUAAUAGUUUUAUAUUAAAACACAUACAGACAAUAUAGUUAAUUUUCCCUAAUUGCAAAUUAUUUUAUUGGCUAAGAAUAAAAGUUAUGAAAAGUACAAGACAAAUUUAAACUGAAUAAAAUAGGUUAAGCUUAAAGAUGAUCUUGGCAUACCUUAUAGUGUAUCAAUAAUAUUUGCUGCUUUGUUUGCUGGUGAAGGUUAAAAGUAUGCAACUGGAAUGAUAUAUUUCAAAAUGUUAGUUCAGAAUACUCAUACUAAAAAUAAUCUGUUCUCUCAAAUCAGUCCCAUUGUCGGGUUCCACCAAGACUGAAGUCAUAAAAUGCUUUUUAACUUCAUCAGUUUUGUUUUGGGCAUCUGGGGUUUAUGGGGGAGUGGGGUAGCACACCUACCCAAAAGUCAAAGCCUUUUUUUGGCCUCUUAGUAACUAAGGGGAGUACAUGCACAUUUCACUUCGUAACAAUGUAGACUCUGCUGGUGGGUUCAUUUGGAUGUAUUUUGCUGGCUCAGUCUCUGCUGUAUUGUCCUGCACAUUAUGAAGGUAUUCUCUAAUUCUGCUGUUCGUGGUGUUCAGUGAUGUAUGUAUGUGUGUGUGUGUGUGUGAGCGCGCAUAUUAAUCUGUGUUUGUGUGCAUGUGUGUGAAUGUGCAUACUAAUGCACUGUUGCAACAAAGGUUCAGAACUCUGCCAAUAGUGUCCUGCAAUCUUACUGUAUAUGUGCUGUGUGCAAUAUUCUUUUUCCUGUCUGGUGUUGGCUUUAAAAUGUCUAUCUCCAGAGGCUUUAUUUGUAUCACAUUUACUACACAUGCACUAGUAAUUUAUACAUAAAAUUAAAAAAAUGAACACUUUUCCAUGUAACCUUUUAGUGUGUUUUGGCAUUAAGUAUUUAAAGUCUAAUGAAAUUCACUGCAAAUGUUUCAGUUCACUUUGUGAACUAAUUGGAAAUGUUACAUUGGCCUUAAUAUGCUUUGUAAAUGAAGGGGUUAAAAAUGGCACUCUUCUUCCAGAGGCCCAAUAAAAGGUUUAGACCAGUGUUUUGUAGCAUUUUUUGAACAGGUUGCUCAGUUGAUAGAUGUGUUUCACUUUUCAUGUCCUUUCUCUGUCUUAAGAAGAUGGGAUCAAUGUGUAUAAGCUUCAUUUGUUUUUGAAAGACAUGUAGAAGUUAUGAAUUUCAUUUUUGCUGAUUUUGAAGGAAGUAACUUACUUUACAUUGAUUUACCCUUUGUCAGUCUAGAUUUUUUUUCCCCAAAACACCAGGUGUGUUUUUGGUCAAUAACUGAAAGUUCUCUGACAUUCUUUUUUUUUUUUAAUUAUCUCCCUCCCAUAAGGAAAAAGGAGCUUAUAAACCAUAUGUGCAUGAAAAAAUUACCUUUACAACAUGGCAUUCAUUUAUCUGCCAAUUUUUAAAAUCUAUCUGAAGCAGAUAUAUGCAUUUGUUAGCUUUUCAGUGACCUUUUAAUCAAGACGUAUUGUCAGACAGGUUGAUUAUUCUUCCUUCUGUUUUAUAAGUCCAUAUUUCAUUUUCUGGGGGGUUGCAGAGGAGCUGAGGCCUUUGUUGGCAUCAGUAGGCAACAUACAAGAAUUUUCAUGAAUUAAUGCUACUUCAUAGCAUUGUGACGAACAACAUACCUGUGUUCAGUAUGUGCCAUAACAGACUUUUCAAGGAACAAGCAGUACUUGCUUACUGACAGCUCAGUUUACUGUUUAGGUACAUUUGUUCUAGUAGACUUGAUUGCAAGACCAAAAAUUGUAUAAUGACACUAUCCAAAUUAUUGACAGAUCUUGAGAGAUUUAACAAAAUCAGAUUAUGUUGUCUUUGCAUAAAAUUAGUAUGCCCAAACAGGGUUUUCCUGGUGUUGUCAUAUUAACGCUAAUAGUUGGUGUUGAGUUUAAAAAAAAUUAUAUAUAUAUAUAUAUAAUGUCUACUUUAAAACACCUUUUCUAUGUGUCUUAUUUUAUGUCUUUUUCUAUAAUCAAGACAAUUUUUAAAUGUGCUUAUUAUAGAUAAUUUAUUUUUGUCAUUUUCUAAAAUGAAUAUGCUUUGCAGACAGUUACUAAACCAGAAUCCUGUCAGUAAAAAAAAAAAAAGGCUUUAUUUUAAUAAAUAUUGCAUAUCGUUGUCUUCUUGUUAA